AUGUUAUGUCAUAUCCAGCACACAUCGGUCAUUAUUACUACAUUUGAUGAGAAUACUUCUAAAUUGCUUCACAGUUUCUCAAUCCGCUCCUCCUAUCAGUUUCUCUUUUUUGUAUUUCUUCACAUUCUAAAAAAUAGGAUUCGCCAUCACAUUAACAACCACAUUCCAAAGCACUAUCUUCGCAGUGGAUUAUAUCUAUUUCCACAUGAAAUACGGAGCAUAUUUAUUUUCGGUGUAAUUUCCUUUCAUACUGUGCUAUUUUCUCUUAGGUUAUUUUAUUCCAUACUUUCGUUUAUUCUUUUUUGUGUAAUUUAUCUUCGACAGACAAUGUAUCGAUUCCAUGUGACCUAUACACCGCAUUCUGCCCCCACUUCCUAUCAAUAA
This is a messenger RNA of Trypanosoma brucei brucei TREU927, 384 nucleotides long. RefSeq lists its product as hypothetical. Bases 1 to 384 code for a protein of 127 amino acids. The record is from RefSeq and is a predicted model, not a curated record. The transcript has a single exon. NCBI's taxonomy places the organism in Eukaryota, Euglenozoa, Kinetoplastea, Trypanosomatida, Trypanosomatidae.